GCCUCUCCGAAUUUUUGGUUUUUCCUUUUUUUUACCUUAAAGAACACUGUGGAUGAAAAGCUAAUCGUACUGAAAUCGUCUAUAAUCUGUGGUACUUAGAAAAAAACAGAAGUAUAAUAAGGUUAAGUUUGUGAAAGUUAGGUUAGCAGGUUAAAUUCAGCUAAGGUUUUAGUUGGAUAAAAACAGUUUGAUAGGAUAAUUUUACGUUAAACUACCCAACCAUGAUCAACUUAACUCUGAAAAGAGUAACAUCAAAUUCCCGACUUCCUAGAAAAACGUUGGAACGAUUAUAUUCCACCUCCCUAAACCCUGUGCAAAAAGACACUGAGGAACAGUAUAAUAAAGAGUUGAAAAGGUUUGAUCGUUUGACGAAUAUUGAGAAGCGAACGAGGCCUAAAAAGCCACAACGAGAGCCGUUUGUGAAAAAUUUGUUGGUCGGUAAAUAUGAUAACGAAAUAUUGACUUUUCCUGAGCUAGACUUGGGAGAAGUAAGAAAUGUGGAAAAGGCAGUUGAAGAACUAGGAAAAGUUUUGAAGCAAAAUCAUAUGGUCAAUGUAUCCUCUAUUGGAAAUAAACAAUUUAGGCAAACUUUGGCUGAUUAUCAAGCUAUUGGCUUACAAUGUUCUCAAUUUUUGGAUGCCAAAGAAUGCUGCCCAAUGGAGUUUACCAGGUAUCUGGAUACACUAGCAGAACAUAAAUUAGGAGCCAACUUAAUUGAUAAUGAAGUAAUGGGUAUUCAAGCGUUAAACACAUUUGCAAAUGUAGAUUUACAAAAGAAAUAUUUAUAUCCGCUUAUAAAAGGAGAAAUGGUUUCCGCAUUUGCUAUAAUUGAGAACGAAUUAUUCGAUCUUAAAAAUAUGAUGACCACUGCAGUUUUGUCGUCUGAUAAAAAGCACUGGGUUUUGAAUGGAAACAAAUGCUUUGUUGUUAACGGGAUUUCUGCAGAUUUUUAUGUAGUAUUGGCUGUUAGUGAGAAAGCUGUCUUAGACAGUGAAACCGUAAAUAGUCUGAGUGCCUUCAUUGUUGAAAAAGACAGCAAAGGCGUCAGUUGGAAAAAAUUGGAAUCAGCUAAUUUUGAAAUAGCCGAUAUUACUUUUGAUAAUGUACAAGUUCCAGCUGAAAAUUUAUUGGGACCAAAGAAUGCAGCUGAAAAAAUUGCGGAAGAUGUUAUUGGGGGUAUGAGAGUCAGUUGUGGUCCAGCAUGCAAUGCCAUCUCAAGAAACAUGCUUAACAAGCUUCACAACACUUUUGUUGAGAACUCUGGUGAAUUUGAUUUAACAUCGACUGAUGCGGUUAAAUCGAAGUUGGGAGAGGUCACAAUGCAGCUAUAUGCAGCGGAAAGUGUGACAUAUUUAACAGCAGGUCUUAAAGAUUGGUAUGAAAAUCAAGACCUCGAUGUUGAAAAUGCUAUUGUGAAGGUUGUCAGUUCAGAAGUGGCGUACAACAUUUCUACAACAUGUUUACAUAUGAUCGGAUCACCAGCUGCUUUGAAAGAUCACUGGGUCAGAAAGUGCCAAGAUGAUAUCAUAAAUUAUUUAACGCUGCACGAAACCAAUGAAAGUCUUAGGAUGUUCAUAUCUUUGAAUGGCUUACAGCAUACAGGAAUUAUGUUAUCAGAGACGAUAAAGAAAUUUCGCAAUCCUUUGCAUCACGGACUCUUUAUGCUUAAGAGCAUGUUUCACCUACGCGAUCAAUACAAUGAUAAACCGAAACUUAACUAUGAGUUGUACGGUAACCUUCAUCCAUCGUGCCAUGAACCAUCGAAGCAGCUUGAAUAUUGCUGCAAGAGACUACAGUUUGUUGCAGACAUAUUACUAAGAAGACAUGGUCUAGAAUGUGUAAAUAAGCAUGCGGAUUUAAGAAGAAUUGCUGAUAUAAUGAUAGAUUGUUACACCAUGACGGCUGUUUUAGCACGUGCGUCUCGGGCUUAUUGCAUAGGGCUCCAAUUCUCAGCGUUUGAAAUGAUGAUGGCAUCUGUUUAUUGCAAUAUCGCUACCGAGCGCGUGAAGGAUAACGUAAUGAAUAUAAUGUAUUCAGAAUACAAAGCAAAUGAUACCAAUUUUAUCGCUAUUGGAAAACGAUUGAUUGAGAGUAAAGGUCAUUUUACCUGCAAUCCCAUCACUAGGUUCUUUUAGUUGAACAUCUUUAAAAACUAGUUAAUUGACAUUUUUGGAAUUUGCUUUCUAGAUCUAAUUAAUUGCAAUAAUUCGGAAUUUUGUAAUAUAAUAUGUUCUCACAGUGAAUAUUGUUUAAUGCAUGGAAUGCUGAUACUGUUGUGCGUUUUUAAAUUAUAUGAUUCAUUAUAAAUGAAAUGCAUUUUGUUAUCUACCAUCGAGCAAUUGAGAAAUAUAUUGAAUAAGAACAAUUGUGUUCAUUUCAGAUAUCCAAAAAAUUCAACCUUCAAUCUCUGAGUUCAUUCAACCCAGAAAAUUUCUGCAAUCUGGUUGAAAAAUAUAAUAAUUUACAAUUCCAAAAUCAACAUGUUUUAGAUACUAUGGAACGUCUAUUAAUUCCGAAUAAAUCUAGUAUAUCUCAUUGUCA
Molecule: messenger RNA, 2541 nt
Organism: Dendroctonus ponderosae (mountain pine beetle)
Lineage: Eukaryota; Metazoa; Arthropoda; Insecta; Coleoptera; Curculionidae
Gene: Egm
Product: complex I assembly factor ACAD9, mitochondrial
Exons: 11
Coding region: 222-2135 (637 amino acids)
Molecular function (GO): flavin adenine dinucleotide binding; acyl-CoA dehydrogenase activity
Source: RefSeq, a predicted model, not a curated record